This is a messenger RNA of Gambusia affinis (western mosquitofish), 977 nucleotides long. RefSeq lists its product as uncharacterized. NCBI's taxonomy places the organism in Eukaryota, Metazoa, Chordata, Actinopteri, Cyprinodontiformes, Poeciliidae. The record is from RefSeq and is a predicted model, not a curated record. The coding region runs from base 205 to 708 and encodes 167 amino acids. The transcript is spliced from 4 exons.
GAAGCAGGUGUAUCGACACGCCCAGCUUGCUCGACAGGUAGAGCCGGUUGCUUCAACUUUGGUGGUGCUGUUCUCGGGGAGAGAGCUGGUGACAUUCUUCCAGGGAUGAACAAGUGACUACCGGCAGGUUUUACCACAGCAGACGGCCCCAAUCAAAAUCUACCAUCGAUCGAGUAAGAACAAGAACAGCAACAACAAAAGAAGAUGAAGCUGGUGGUUUUUUUUGUCGCCGUCAGCGUGGCGGUUAUGGUAGCGAUGAUUUUCCAGACUCUGCGACAGGAGCUGAGUCUGCGUAACCUGAGGGCCCGCGUGUUGGAGAGCUCUGCGGAGGUCAAGAGGAGGGAAGACUCCAUCAUGGACAUGAAAAAUAAAAUCCAGAAGCUCAAAUCCACAGUAGAUGACGUCAACGUAAAGCUGGGGGACCUGAAGAAGGAGAAAGCAGAGAAGGAGAAGGCGGUGCAGGAGGCUGAGACAAGUCUGAAGACCUGCAACGAAGCGAAGGGAAACGCUGAAAAGAAGAAGACAGAGAUGGAGGAAUCCAUAAAUAAACUUAAAACUGAUCAUGAAGCAGCUAAGAAUAAGGCUCAAGAGGAGAUUGGGAACUUGAAAAAACAGAUCUUGGAAAGAGAAAAAACCAUUUGUGCCCAUGCAGAUAUGACUAAGGAAGACGCACGGAAACUGUGUGGAGAGUCUGCUCCACCACAAUGAAAUCAAAUCUGAGUAACCUUGGUUGAACUUUUCCACAUGGCGGCACACCUAAAAAGAACCAUCUAUAAGUUUUGUUGGCAUCUUUUUUUUUUUUUUUACCUUCUUAUUUUUUAUAUAUUGUGGUCAUGCACAUUUAGCUGACUUAUGGGAAAAGGGAAAUAUUUUUUAAAAAUGUUAUUUAAAUUAUGUGUUGUUUUUGAAGUGAUUGGUUUGGUUGAAUAUCGUUUGGCUUCUUGAAUCUUUAAAAUACAUUAAAACAUAUUUGUGUA